Molecule: messenger RNA, 3412 nt
Organism: Pieris rapae (cabbage white)
Lineage: Eukaryota; Metazoa; Arthropoda; Insecta; Lepidoptera; Pieridae
Product: dystrophin-like protein 1
Exons: 10
Coding region: 225-1637 (470 amino acids)
Molecular function (GO): nitric-oxide synthase binding
Source: RefSeq, a predicted model, not a curated record
CGCUUGCUGUGGCGCGUCCUGUCUUGCGUCGGACCUUAAGUUAAAACUUCCGUAACCGGUUUAUAAAUAAAAGAUUCACAUCUAACUUGUCUAAUGAACUUGAAUUGUGUUAAAAGUGCUUUUAAGAACUUUGUGAAGUAAAGGUCAUGCUUCAACAAUCUUCUCAAUAAACUGACGGCAGCAGUGCCGGUGUUUCAUCAGAGUGGUACGAAGAAUGAGCCUCGAUGUUUAAACGGGGGCAAAAGUCUCGUUACAUCCGGGUGGUACUGAAGGCGGGAUCGUGGAAGCGUGUUCCCAUGAAAUUGUUUAAGUGGAGUAGAAAGAUGUCUUUGACAAAACAGUACGACCUCGUUGACAAUGACGAGUACGACACCAAGAUGUCUCUGCACCCAGAUGAGGCGUUCGAGUAUGGCAUCGCGUUUCAUGCUAAGUACAUUGGGACCAUGGACGUGCCAAGACCAACCAGCCGUGUGGAGAUUGUUGCUGCAAUGCGCAGAGUUCGUUAUGAAUUCAAAGCUCGAGGCGUAAAGAAACGUAAAGUGACCGUAGAUGUGUCGACGGACGGUGUUCGAGUAACAACCCGAAGUAAAAUUACCAAAGGAAAGAGUCCUGGAAAACUGUUUGGACGCAAGACCACAACAUGCAGUGAAACAAUCGAAAUAAUGCACCAUCCUAUAUACCGCAUAUUCUACGUGUCUCACGACAGUUCUGAUUUGAAGAUUUUCUCAUACAUUGCCAGAGAUGGCGCCACUAACGUUUUCAAGUGCAGCGUGUUUAAGAGCAGCAAGAAGAGUCAAGCUAUGCGUAUAGUACGCACUGUCGGCCAAGCUUUCGAGGUAUGUCACAAGAUGCAGACACCAGAACAGGCAGCGUCUUCUGCGGCUGACGAACAGGUCUCUGUGCAUGCCAGCGAAGCGGGUACAUCUAAAGCUCCGGCCUCAGAGUAUGCCUCUCAAUCUGUGCCAUCUACGUCUAAGGAAGUCGAUGAUCCCGGAGAAAUUACUCGGCCUACUACAUUGGAUCUCCCACUACCAAAGAAGGAUAGCAAGCGAACCCAACCCGGUGUUCCAAGCAUAAACCUCCCAGACCUACCGGAAUGCAUAACCAAAGUAGAGAUCUCACCAAUGCCAGACGAUGGCGCUACACCGUUGACAGCUCAACAUCAGCUGCAAUUGUUGAAGGAGAGGCUCGAACAACAAGCACAACAAACCCGGGCAGCUGUCGCCCAACUUAUGCUUUUGCGCGACCAGCUUGCCGCAGAACAGGCCGCGCGGUGUGAGGCACAGUCCCGUACACAUCAGCUCCUAGUUCACAAUAAGGAACUACUGGAACACAUUGCAGCCCUGGUGUCUCAUUUGCAGGAGCGGGAGAAGGGAUCGAGCCGACCAAUCAACGCUCAACAACUUACGCUUAUUCCUCAGUUAUCUUCAACCGCAAAGAUAGAUAGAUGGUUCUCCCUCCUUCCCACAUCAACACUGUCGCGGCCAGAAAGCGGUUUUAUCUCCGGAGUAGAGGAUACGGACACGGCCCUCGCUGAAGCUAAGAGUCUGCUGCUCCAUUUGGGUGUGAAGAAGAAACGAAGACUCCUACCGCGUUUUAGACGCAAGAUAUUAGUUAAUAAACAUACAUUACUUUAGCAAAUGACAAGCGGAAUGCGUUUGGUGAGAGCACAGUCUGUUACAUUUGUAUUACGCGUUUCUUGCUCCGAAGGAAAGGGUUUGCAUUUGCAUUGCCUUUGACACAAAAUCCUUACUUAAAUAAAUAAUGAAGCAGCUAUUAGAGACAAGGAUUACUUAGUUCAAUUCAUUAGUCACGUGAGACAAAACACUCAUACUAAACGCCACCUUGUAAUAUUUGUAAAAUUCAUGCGUAUUAAGGAGCGGUAUAGAGUUUUAUAGAAAUAUUUUUAAAAAAUUAGCCUUUCGUUUGAACAGAAGGCUUCUAAAUGUUAUAUGUCAUCUUCAUCAUAUCUUAAUGUAGUUCAAGACGAUAUAAGUAUUAUUCGUAAUAACAUACCCAAUAUACAAAAUCCAUAUGAUUAGGUAUGGACAUAUUUAAAUAUAUACACUAGGAAUAAUUUAAUAGGUAAUUAUAAUAAACAGACAAACCUAUAAUUGCGCCAAAUGCAACAUUUGCCUUUUUCUUAUGUCUUAUGUUUUCUGCGUUUCAGCGAACAAAAUAGUGAUCUCUUAUCGAAUAGUUCAGUUAUCUGAGACCAACUAAAUAUUAUUUUGUGAUUUUUAUUUCAUUCGGUUAUUUUAUAUUAUUAUUAAUCUAUAUAGAAUUACGAUGAUUGUCAAAGUGGCCAGGACAGGCCUAUCAGUCUGAAUCAAUAAUUCGAUCCCUCGAUCGUAAUAUUUUAUUGUCUGGAACGACUUUAUUAUCAGUAAGUAACGCAAACAACUAAAUGUCGUUUCGGUCGUGUUGUGUAUUUUUCAUGUUAAUAAAAAUUAUUAAUAAAUCAGGGCUCAUUAAUGCAAUGUAUCUGACUUCAAUAGCGAGUUUUUAUUUGGUAAGAAUCCAAUGUAUUGGGUUACAAAUAUUGUGAGAUAUUCCUCAGGUAUCUACUGGACAGGUGAGUCUCCAAUAAGCCACAUCGCCCUUAACAUAAGGAGGGAUUGUAGCCAAACGUCUGUCCCGUACUGUAUAACGUAUACACGAUGCGGAAACGGGUCCGCAAUUAUUUCUAGCUUUAGGGUGCCACACGGGCCUUACGGUGUGGCAAUAUAUUUUAUCCCUCCCCGCUUCGUCUCGCAGGUCACUAGUCCGGCGCGCUUGCGGUGCGACGCCGCGCGGUGGCACAACGCGUCGUGUUACAUGGUAUAGUAAUUUGUAUGACGUUGCGGCACCGCACCGUCAACGCAUCGUGUGAUAGCGCUCUAAAGGUUACAGAGAAAAGGACCAGGGACCUAUGAUUUGUAACGUUCGGCAAUUCGAUAGAAAACAAUCCACAGAUACAAUAAGCGUUUUCUUUUGUUAUGUCCAAUUAAAAAUUCGUUUUUAUAAAAACUAAUUGUGUAAGUACCAAAAAACGACGUUUUAGUGAAUAUUACUAUAUUUACUUUUAAUUAAGUAAACUAUAGAUUUAGAGUUUAGACUUAUUUAGGCAUGUAUUAAAAAGUGGUGUUUGACAUACGGGAGUCACAGUUCGUACUUAGUGUCACUGAAAUCGUAUUAAAAGGCUGACAUUUUUGAGCGAACUAACACUUAUAGGAGUCAGGAGUACAGGAAAUAAUUGAAAGAAAUUAUUUGACGUAAACAAAUCUAGAACUAAGGCUGCGUUUUAGCCAAUACUUUUUUGAUGACUUUGAAGUGAUCAUUUUUAAAUGACACUUCACGUCCUUUCUAAGUAUAAGUUAGCUGAAGUAAGGCUAUAUUAAUAAAAUAUAUCUCAAUAAUAAUUAAGACAUAC